UGGACGAACUGGGUUUAAGAGGAGAGGGGAUGAGGUUUGAUGGGGUAGGGAAGGUGUUGGAGAGGUGAAGUUUGGGAUUUUGAGCCAGAGAGGGGAGUGAUGUUGAGAUUGGGGUGGGUUAGGAAGGGGUGAGAGGUUGUGGAGUUGGGGAGUUGGGGAUUUUUAAAGUUUUUGGAUGAUUUAUGUCUUGGAGGUCUUUUGUGUCAAAACUUAUGCAAAAUUUACUGAAUCUUAGUGAUCAGUUUAGUUUUGACAUUUAUUUUUAUAUAAAUUCCUGCACUUUAAUAUCUUCCUCAUCCACUUAGACCACUCAUCACAAUAAGAAUAUUCGGAAAGUACCUUUAUCAUAUUUUAUUCUGGCUUUCAAACCUCAACAAGCUUUCCUCAUCCCUAAGCUCAUCUCUACAGCUAUCUUCACCUGAAUCUCCUUGGACCUUUUCUGCACACUUCUUUGGUCGCCAAUCACUACAUAAAAAUCAGAAUUAUCAAUUCUUCUCACAGUGUGGAAAGAGUUUCAAAAUAAUACAAUUCAGUGCGCCAGAAUUUGUUCUGACAAGGAAGAAAUUUUAGAACACAGUGGCUUAGAGCAUUGACACAUUAUUGUAAAGACAGGUUAGGAUAGU
Moneuplotes crassus is the source of this 623-nucleotide messenger RNA. The record is from the annotation of a GenBank genome assembly. Lineage: Eukaryota; Ciliophora; Spirotrichea; Euplotida; Euplotidae.